GAAGCAUCCCUCACAUUGCUACAUGCCUUGCUGGAGACAGUACCCACUAGCACCUAGUUUAUAUCAAGACAGAGUGUGUUUACAUCCUAAGCAACAACGACUGAGGGCUUGGAAGCAAGUGAAAAAGGAUGGUUUGAUGACCUCCAGCAUUCUUGUAGCUGCUAAUUCCUCGUUGUGCAUUUCUGGCAUGCCUCAUGGUAAGAAGUCCAGCUGAGCCAGGGGAGUCUCAUUAAUACCUCCACUGUAAAGGGGCUUUUUAUUGUGGCCUGAAACUCGAGAGCUGUAGAGCGGUUACCUGAGCUCCAGAGGGAUGAGUCUCCGCAGGCCAGCUGCCCACCUACGAAGGGCUCCGAGCUGGAGGAGAUCAGGAGAUGAGUCCUACUGGGAGAGCUUAACACCAGAGGGGGAGGAUUUGCCCCGGGUUUCUCGCCCCCAGCGUCCACCUCGGCCCCAGAGCGCCAUUGAAGGACGGCAGCUGGACGGCUGGCUGGAGCACCUGCAGAGGAUAGAGAGCGAACUUCUCAGAGCCCCGGGUCGAAAUCAGUCUCCAGCUUUCAGCGACUGGACAUCAUCCAUGCCUAGCGGACGUACCUGGAGACAGCCUUCCGUCAGCCGGGGUUCAUCCUCAUGUGGGAGUCCCAGCUUCUGUGAGAGUUCGCUGGGCAGCCAGGAGUCCCUCCAAACUGGGGUUUUUUCUCCUCAAGAGCGCAGAGGAAGCUGGGAGAGAGCUCAUGUGAUGCAGGCUCCAAGGAAGGAGCAGGCUCAUCUCAGUAGUCUUGCUCCAGUCAAAAUUGGGUGGCUACCAAUCCAAAGAAGAGUGAUGGUGAUGGGUGAUGACUGCAACCAGAACCAGGGUUUGAACCACUCUUCUGGACAGAUGAAAUUGAAACAAUCCAUCACUCCAACCUUUCUGAAGAAUCGAACAGCCAACAGACACCAGGAUGGAGAGGUGGAGAAAAGUCACAGCAGUCCGAGUGCUUUGGGUGUGAAGACAUGGCAGACACCUGAUCGAGACACUCCCUCUAUUAAACAGGUGCCAGAAAAACGGAGCUUUCCUGCUAACGGAGGGGACAGACCUGUCGGCUGGCACGCUCUGAGGAGAGGCUGGAAUACCAACAGGGUGUCAGCGUUCCCUGGAGGCAGUCAGUCCAACGAGCCUCCCGCAGGGACCGGCGCAGUCCCCGACAGGAAGUCCUCUCUGAUGCAAACAAGCAGCACUGACCCCCUAAAGCAUGCUCCUCUGCAGCGAAUGACUUUUGCUGAACCAUACACUCCGCUGCAAGGGACAAACAGCGCAGAUAAGUCGGCUUUGCAUAGGACGGGCAGCGUUCAGCCUAUGAGGGCGACAGCCCAACUGUGUGCGACAAACAGUAGCUCUCAGCCUUCGCACAUACAGACGAGCUCCGCCGUGACUACGCUCAUCCCCCAGAACAAAGCCAGCUUCUCCUCCAUCACCAUCUCCUCCAGGAAAGUGAGCAGAUCGGCCAGUUUUUCUGGCUCUUCCCACUCCAGUGAGUCCCCUCAUCUGCCACCAGCCCACCAGUCUAUGGAGCCAAACUCCAGGCAGGUCACGGUGCAGAGGAAGGCCACUAUAGUCAAAGUGACAGAGCAGAGGACGAUGUCCAGCACUGCCCCGAGCACGAAAACGGCGGGGACCGCUCCAGCUAGCCACGCUUUGGACACGGUGGUCCACAGAAGAAAGGCUACCAUCAUCAAAGUGACAGAGCACAGAGAGAGCUACAGUCCGGCCAAGGCAGGGUCUGGGACGAGGCACCCGGAGUACAGACACAGCUACACAGAAGGGGUGUACAAGGAAAACAGCACAUGGAGUCAUGGUAACCAUUCACAACUCAAUGCAGCACCUUCGUAUCAACGUCUGGAUUCCACAAACUCUGCACCAAACACGUCCACUUCGGAUGCAGAGGGAACCCUACACAGAUCCACGCUGAGGGUUUUUAUGAGAAACCAACCCGCUUUAGGAGCACCAGAGGUUUCCCCAAAGGCGGUUGGACAGAGAUCGGACAGGCCGCACAGACCGCUGAGCUGCUAUGGCAACAUGUUUGGACACACUGAGCCAAGCAAGGAGAAUGUGCCACAACCGGCUGCCAGGAAGUGGAGCUUUGGGCUUCCACUAGGGACCAGUUUCAACGCUGCAAACUUCGAAACCAGCAGUCAAACAGCAGCGAAGGAAGCGGGUCAGGAAGUGGCGGACACCCUUCAGCCAAACGGAGACCAGAAAGAAAGUUUUCCGCCAGAGAAUGCAUCGAGGAGAGCGUCCCCCAGUCUAACUCUCAUCAAGGCUCCGGAUCCCCACUCACAUCAGUCUCAAGAGGAAGUGCUUGCCCUCAACGCAGCUGCCAUCAUAGCAAACAUCAAACUCCAAAGACAACUCAGCAAGAAGAAAACACCAAAUUCUGAGAAGGACUCUGCUGCAUCCCCCCAGGGAAAUACUGUGACAGAUGAGGGGAAAUGUGUGAAGCCACAUCCAGAUCAAAGAUCAAACCAGCGCCACAACCAGCCGCACGCUGCAUUUGAGAUUGAAAGGUCACCUCAGACUAUUUCUCUACAGGAAGCACUGCAGAGGUCCAGACCAGACUUCAUCAGUCGUUCCCAGGGCAGACUGCGAGAGCUGGAGAGGAGGGCCCAGGAGAGGAGGGAUUGGGCAGGUUCAGCACAGCCGCGGUCGGAUGCUGCUGUCAGGCAGAGGAGAGCCCACGGUGCCCGGUGUACCUCUCUGAACGAUAACCUUUUCAAAGCCAGAGAUAGAGCCAUUACUGGGAAAGAGAUGCAGCUGAGAUCUAAGCGUACGCAUGCGGAGGUGAAGAGGAAAAAAGAGGAAGAGAAGAAGAGGGAGGCGUCUUUAAGCAACAGACAGCGAGUUGAACUUUUCAAAAAGAAACUGUUGGAUCAGAUUCUUCACAGGAGCAACAGCUGAUUGACUGACAGCAGAUGAAGACAUGACAAAGCCUGCAGCACUGCAUAACAGACUGAUGAAGUGAACUUUGACAUUGCUGAAUAUGAGUUAGGUCAUGACAUAACUCGAACUGUCCUUUAAGCCCCUAUUUAUUUCUCUCAUGUAUCACCAUUACUUUAUUAUUCAAGUUACAGAGCUUAACAUCUGUUUUUCUGACAAAUAAAUCCAUGGCAAUCUUUCCAAAGCCCAGAAGGUCAUUUAACAUCGCUUACCGUGCCUUCUGUUUUGAAGGUUUUACCAGAACCUUCAAAGUCUCUUCUGCCCAUCUGGAUAAAAAAAUUAUAUUCUGAUGCACAAUAAAAAAAAAAA
Molecule: messenger RNA, 3283 nt
Organism: Sebastes umbrosus (honeycomb rockfish)
Lineage: Eukaryota; Metazoa; Chordata; Actinopteri; Perciformes; Sebastidae
Gene: c20h10orf90
Product: chromosome 20 C10orf90 homolog
Exons: 11
Coding region: 311-2935 (874 amino acids)
Biological process (GO): regulation of centriole replication
Cellular component (GO): centrosome; cytosol; centriole
Source: RefSeq, a predicted model, not a curated record